AUGGAUAGUGAUACCAGUGAACAAAACUCGUCCACUUUGGAAAAUCUGAGCGAUGAAAUACAGCGAAGCAGAUCCCCACUGGAGACAGUUGCCGAAGAGGCAGAAGGAUAUCAUCAUAUUGAGGUUACACCACUAAGGGAAUGGUGGUUGUAUCCGCUUCUCGUAGAAGACAGCAAUCGGCUGGAGCUGCCACCGUCGCUCAAACUCGCCUUGCGUUAUUUUUUCACCCACUGCGGUAAGGACGUCACGGAGAUAAGCCGGUCCGAUCUGAUGAUAGUACUUAUCUACGUGAUCGGCCUCGAGCUGGGUUUGAUUCCGAAGGGUGCCUCACUACCGCCGGCAUUACAGUCGGAGAAACAUUACGUCUACCGGUCGUUCGAUAAACGGCUGGUGAAACAUUUCGCCACCCGGCUACCUAUGGACUGGUUCCGAAAGCGGGCCGGCGCUUACCGUUUCGAGUUAGAGCUGGUACACGAGCAAGCGCUGUGCAAAAAUCUAACCUGCAAGGUGGUUGCCUUCUGCAGCGGGGACUUGCUGAUAGUUAACUUACUACCGUACUAUGGGUAUAAGGCAGGAUUUUCUACAGUGGUUCCUGUAAGCUUUCACGUCCCAUGGGUCGAUGCGGACCAACUUCCAUUCUGUUACCAGUAUCUGCAGGGCCUUUCGGCGAAGGUAAAGAAUGAUCUGUUUGUGCCAUUUCGAAACCACAUGUACGCGAAAUGUAUUCCCACCAUCAGUCCCUCGCUUCAAGGGAUACCGAUGGAGGCGAUGCUGAAAGUAUGUGCGCACUUAGACAAACGCUCGAAACAAAACGUGAAUCAAGCAAUAAAUAUGCUAAACGCAACCUAA
Anopheles marshallii is the source of this 849-nucleotide messenger RNA. RefSeq lists its product as uncharacterized. The record is from RefSeq and is a predicted model, not a curated record. NCBI's taxonomy places the organism in Eukaryota, Metazoa, Arthropoda, Insecta, Diptera, Culicidae. The coding region runs from base 1 to 849 and encodes 282 amino acids. The transcript is spliced from 2 exons.